Molecule: messenger RNA, 918 nt
Organism: Rotaria sordida
Lineage: Eukaryota; Metazoa; Rotifera; Eurotatoria; Philodinida; Philodinidae
Source: the annotation of a GenBank genome assembly
AUGUUCAAACCAUCGUCAUAUAGUUGGUGUUGUUGGUGUAGUGUACCCAGUGUGAAAAAUCGUCCAAGUGCUGUUGUUCAUCAUCUUACAUAUAUUCCAUAUAAUGAAAAUAAAGACGAAUUAAUUCCUUUAAAUUCCGUUCAAAAUCAAGGCUUUGGAACUGAAAAUGAACCAUUUAUUGUUUAUCGAAAUUCUCAAUUAAUUGGAAAAGAAAAUAAACAUUUACGUUUUGUUUGUAUGUCGGAUACUCAUAAUGAGAUUGCAGAUGUUCAUAUUCCAAAUGGUGAUGUAUUUAUUCAUUGUGGUGAUGCUGUUAAUCAUCGUACAAGUUCUCGUGAUAUAGUCAGAUUCAAUCAAUUCGUUGGUCAACUCCCUCAUAAAUAUAAACUUUUUGUUAGUGGUAAUCAUUGUGUUUGUCUUAAUCCAAAACAACCAGAUCGAAGUCAAAAAUUACUCAAUAAUAUGAUUUAUCUUCAAGAUCAAUUAAUUGAUAUUGAAGGUGUACGCAUUUAUGGUAGUCCAUGGAGACCAAAACGUGGUUGUUUUUAUCGAGCCGAAGCAUUUGGUUAUAAUCCAAAACAUAUACGUGAAGAUAAAUGGUCAAAAAUUCCUCAAGAUAUUGAUAUUUUACUCACGCAUGGCCCACCUUAUAGUAUUCGAGAUUAUAAUGUAUCAACAAAAGAACCAUUAGGUUGUCCAGAUUUAUUAGAUGAAAUUGUUACAAGAAUUCGACCACGUAUUCAUCUUUUUGGACAUAUGCACGAAUGUCGAGGUGCUAGUUUAUAUAAAAGUGAAGAUAAUCGAUUAUUAGAAGGUGAUGAAUUUCAGAAUCAAUCGAAUGAUAUUCUUUUUGUUAAUCUUGCUGUUCAUCAAGGAAAAACACUUGGUGAACCAACUGUUAUUGAUUAUUAUUAUUGA